UAAACCUCAUUUGGCCACGGUAUAUAAUUACUUUCAUAGAUUGCUGAAUUCUGUUGUUAAUAUUUGCUUAAGAAUUUGUGUAUAUUUCUUUGAUGGCUAAUGAUGUUGAGCAUCUUUUCAUGGCUUAGAAGCCAUUCGUAUAUCUUCUUUGGAGAAAUAUCUAUUCAGAUUCCUUUUAAAUCAGGUUGUCUUUUUGUCAUUGAGUUGCAAUAGUUCUUUUUAUAUUCCAGAUACAAAUCCUUUGUCAGAUAUAUUAUUUGCAAAAAAUUCUCCAAUUCUGUGAGUCAUCUUUUCAUUUUCCUGAUUGUGUCCUUUGAUGCACAAAAAGUCUUUUUUAGACCCUAGAAGCAACUUCUCAGCUCUUUCUCGAACCUCGGUCAGGUUCAGCCUACUCGCCUCCACUCCAGCCUCCACCAUGUCCAGCAGGGUGACCCAGAAGUCUUACAAGGUGUCCACCUCCGACCCCCGGGCCUUCAGCAGCCACCCCUUCACUAAUGCACCUGACGUCCACAUCAGCUCUGCCCUGUCCCAGGUGGGCAGGGGAAGCAGCUUCAGGAGUGGCCUGGGCAGCAGCAUGAGUGUGAUUGGAGGCUACGCAGGGCUGGGGGGUAUGGGGGGCAUCACGGCUGUCUCAGUGAACCAGAGCCUGCUGAACCCCCUUAAGCUGGAGGUGGACCCCAACAUCCAGGCUGUGCGUACCCAGGAGAAGGAACAGAUUAAGAGCGUCAACAACAAGUUUGCCUCCUUCAUCGACAAGGUGCAGCAUCUGGAGCAGCAGAACAAGAUUCUGGAGACCAAGUGGAGCCUCCUAGAGCAGCAGAACACUGCUCGGAGCAACAUCAACAAGAUGUUCGAGAGUUACAUCAACAACCUUCAGCGGCAGCUGGACACCCUGGGCCAGGAGAAGUUGAAGCUGGAGGUGGAGGUUGGCAACAUGCAGAGCCUGGUGGAGGACUUCAAGAAUAAGUAUGAGGAGGAGAUCAAAGAAUGUGCAGACAUGGGGAAUGAAUUUGUCCUCACCAAGAAGGGUGUGGAUGAAGCUUACAUGAACAAGGUGGAGCUGGAGUCCCACUUGGAAGGGCUGACCGAUGAGAUCAAGUUCUUAAGGCAGCUGUACUUCUGGGACACGUCUGUGGUGCUGUCCGUGGACAACAGCCACUCCCUGGACCUGGAUGGCAUCAUUGUUGAGGUUAAGACCCAGUACAAGGAAAUUGCCAACCGCAGCCGGGCCGAGGCUGAGACCAUGUACCAGAUCAAGUAUGAGGAGUUGCAGACAUUGGCUGGGAAGCACGGGGAUGACCUCCGUCACACGAAGACGGAGAUUUCCGACGUGAACCAGAACAUCAGCCAACUCCAUGCUGAGAUCAAGGGCCUCAAAAACCAGAGGGCUUUCCUGGAAGCCACCAUAGCUGAUGCUGAGCAGCAUGGGGAGCUGGCCGUUAAGGAUGUCCAUGCUAAGGUGGCCGAGCUAGAAGCCUCCCUGCAGCAAGCCAAGCAGGACAUGGCCCAGCAGCUGCGGGAGUACCAGGAGCUCAUGAACAUCAAGCUGGCUCUGAACAUUGAGAUCACCAUCUGCCACAAGCUGCUAGAAGGUGAGGAGAGCAGGCUGGAGUCUGGGAUGCAGACCAUGAGUAUCCACACUAAGACCACCAGCGGCUACUCAGGUGGGCUGGGCUCAGCUUAUGGGAGCCUCACGAGCCCUGGUCUCUGCUAUGGCCUGAGUACCUUCCACUCCAGCUUCGGUCCUGGCAGGGGCUCCACUUCCCUCAGCUGUGUCAGUUCCUCCAAGGCUGUGGUGGUAUAGAAGAUUGAGAUCCGUGAUGGGAAGCUGGUGUCCGAGUCGUCUGAUGUCCUAUCCAAGUGAACAACCAGCCUGCGGGGGGAAGGAGCCAUGCAGGGCAGCGUUGGGAACAGGAGGCCCACUUAAUACUCAGCCCAUCCUCAGCCUAUCCUUAGGGGGAGUCCACUGCCCUGGGUACCCCUCUUGCCCAUGCCCCCAACUAAAAGCCAAUUCAAGUGUCUUUUCCCAAAUAAAGCCUCAGAUGGCUCUGCCAAUCCCCCCCCUCAAAAAGUCUUUUUUUAGUUUGUUUGCUUGUUGUUGUUAUUGAUUUACAUAAUCUCUACACCCAAUAUGGGCCUCGAACUCAUGACCAGAGACCAAGAGUCGCACGCUCCACUGACUGAGUCAACCAGGCACCCCUGAAGCACAAACAUUUUUAAUUUUGAUGAUAUUCAGUUUCUUUCUUUUUUUUUCUUUUGUUGCUGUGCUUGUGGUGUUACAUCUAAGGAAUAGUUGUAUAAUCCAAGGUCAGGAAGAUUUACAUCUAUUUUUCUUCUAAAAGUUUUAGCUCUGAUAUUUAGGAAUUUUAUCCAUUUUGAGUUCAUUUUCGUAUGUGGUGCGAUAAAUGCGACCGACUUCAUUUACUUCUUAUGUGGAUAUCCAGUUGUCUUAGCAUCAUUUGUUGAAUAAUCUUUCCCCAUUGGAAUGUCUUGGUGAAAAUCAAUUGCUGAUAAAAGUCACAAUCCAUUUCUGGAUUCUCGAUUCUUUCUAUUCCAUUCAUCUGUAUGUCCAUCCUUACACCAAUAGCACAGUGUCUUGAUUAGUAUAACUUUGUAAGAAGUUUUGAAAUGAGGAAUCUAUAGUGUUUUUGUGUAUUUAGAGCUUUUAGAUGCAUAGCUUUUAGUUGAUUCUCUAGUUAUUACAUUAUUUAUAUCACAGUCUUAUCACAGUCUACUCUACUGUCAGUUACCAGUUCAAGUGAAGUGCAGAAAAUUCACCUCCCUUUAGGUCUCUUUUCCCUCCCAUAGGUAUAAUUGCCUUAAAUAUUUUCUCUGUAUACAUUCGGAGCUACAUUAAUCAGCAUCAUAAUUUUUGCUUUGAUCAUCCAACAUAAUUUAGAAAACUCAGGAAAAGUGGUCUAUUAUACUUACCCACAGUUCUGCUUACUGU
Messenger RNA from Acinonyx jubatus (cheetah), 2950 nucleotides. RefSeq names its product keratin, type II cytoskeletal 8-like. NCBI's taxonomy places the organism in Eukaryota, Metazoa, Chordata, Mammalia, Carnivora, Felidae. Gene Ontology annotation, cellular component: keratin filament. The record is from RefSeq and is a predicted model, not a curated record.